Molecule: messenger RNA, 2615 nt
Organism: Talpa occidentalis (Iberian mole)
Lineage: Eukaryota; Metazoa; Chordata; Mammalia; Eulipotyphla; Talpidae
Gene: ASB13
Product: ankyrin repeat and SOCS box containing 13
Exons: 6
Coding region: 13-849 (278 amino acids)
Biological process (GO): intracellular signal transduction; positive regulation of protein catabolic process; protein ubiquitination
Molecular function (GO): protein binding
Source: RefSeq, a predicted model, not a curated record
GGAGUCAGCGGCAUGGAGCCCCGGGCGGCGGACGGCUAUUUCCUGGGCGAUGUGGGUUUCUGGGUGGAGCGAACCCCAGUGCAUGAAGCAGCCCAGCAGGGUGAGACUCUGCAGUUGCAGCAGCUUAUUGAGAGUGGCGCCUGUGUCAACCAGGUGACAGUGGACUCCAUCACACCCCUGCAUGCGGCCAGUCUGCAGGGCCAGGCCCAGUGCGUGCAGCUCCUGCUGGCGGCUGGGGCCCAGGUGGAUGCCCGCAACAUCGACGGCAGCACUCCUCUCUGUGAUGCCUGUGCCUCAGGCAGCAUCGAGUGUGUGAAGCUCUUGCUCUCCUAUGGGGCCAAAGUCAACCCACCCCUGUAUACUGCCUCCCCACUGCACGAGGCCUGCAUGAGCGGAAGUUCCGAGUGUGUGAGGCUUCUUAUUGAUGUUGGGGCCAAUCUGGAAGCACACGACUGCCAUUUCGGGACCCCUCUGCACGUUGCCUGUGCCCGGGAACAUCUGGAUUGUGUCAAAGUGCUGCUCAAUGCAGGGGCCAAUGUGAAUGCAGCCAAGCUUCACGAGACAGCGCUUCACCACGCAGCCAAGGUGAAGAACGUUGACCUUAUCGAGAUGCUCAUCGAGUUUGGAGGCAACAUCUACGCACGAGACAACCGGGGGAAGAAGCCCUCUGACUACACCUGGAGCAGCAGUGCACCCGCCAAGUGCUUUGAGUACUAUGAGAAGACUCCCCUGACGCUGUCACAGCUCUGCAGGGUGAGCGUGAGGAGGACUGCUGGCGUCAGAGGGCUGGAGAAAAUUGCCAAGCUGAACAUUCCCUCUCGGCUCAUCGAUUACCUAUCCUACAGCUGAGUGGGCUGGUGACCCCAGCUGCUGGCUUUGCUGAACUCAGCAUCCAGCUGCAGAGGGCUUCUGCUUUGUUGCCUGAAACUGUACAGUUAUUCUAGAUAGAACAACAUUCCCUGAGUUCCUUUCAGCCUCCUUUGCAGACUCCUGGAGACUAUUCCAAGCAUUGAGAAGACCCUGCUUCAGCUUCUGCUGUGACCCCCCUGCCGGCUCUCCUGGAACCUCACUCUAACUCCGGCAUGGUCCCAGCUGUCCAGUUCUCUCUCCACUGACCUUCCUUAGAGGAACUUUCUAGAAAGAUUUCUGGCAGCUCUAGGGAAGGACAGGCAGGCUGAGGGCCAGGGUAAUGCUUUGGAUUUCCAUAUGCCUUAGGUAUGCUGUAGAAGUCCUCAAGGGCCUCAAAGGCCUAUUGUCCAUCUGAUUCACCCUAUGGGGGGGCCCUGAGUUUUCAAAGUGGGGACCCUGAACCUCAGAGGCUAGGCCUGGGGUUGUCAGGUCCUGACCAUGUGGCCUGGGUUGGCUGUUUUGCUGACAUCCUGCCACUUGAAUGCUAUUUUCUGGAGUCAUGGUUGGCACUUUUCAAGGCCCAAGUAUACCCGUGCCCAGGUAUACCCUUCCCCAGGGAGCUUUAUAUAAGUCUUAGUGGGAUGAAGCUCAGGUUUUUAAUUCCCCACAAUAAGCACAGUGUUUCUUCAGUUUUAAGUUUCAAGUCUUUAAAAAAAAAAAAAAAAAAAAACUUUGAGAGGAUAUAUGGGUUGUACUGCUUAGGUUUUAGCAAUAAGUCUUUAAAAUAAAGAAUAAGAUGAAAGUUUAUUCACACAUAUUACCAUGAGGAAUUAAUGCAGAGGACUUGUAGGGAACUCUUCAGGAAUUACUCACCUGUUUCUACAGUUGCCAGGUGAGUUCUUGUGCGACUCUAAGUUUUGGUAACUCCGUGAAGCUCCAAAAUUGGUAGAUGAGGUUGACAGCACUCAGUGGAUACAGCACCCAUUGAUUCACUCAUUUUGUAGAUACGUAUGGGGCAUUGAUUAAGUGUAAGGCAUUUCCACAAGUUUUGAACUGGAUAGGAAUCAGACUCAUCAUCCUAGGCAGGGAGAGAAAGGUUUUGCAAUCUGACCCUAUAAUAAUAGAAACAAGUCAUUGUACAUUACAAACCAUGAAAUGAACUAUUAAGUAGUAUAGCCAGAAUGCAUUUGCCUGCCUAUGAUUCUAUAACUUAAAAAAAAAAAAAUGAGGAAGUUAAAUUAGAUGACCUUUGUAUAAUUAGUUUGGGUACAUUUAAUUUCUGGGAACAUGGAGGAGGCACCACUUGAGAACGCUGUGGUGCAUCCUGUCCUAAGCGUGUCCCCUGAAAUGUGAACAUCACCAGAUUCUCACAGGUGGGCCUAGACCCCUCACUCCCAGAGUGUGUGGAAUCCAACAGUCCUGAAUUGUCCAGAGACGUCUCUUCACAGGGUUCAUUUGAUGGACCCCAGAUCUGGUGACCGUUUCAUCCUGCCUGCUGUGGGUAUUUCCCAUCUGUUCUGUUUCAGCUAUGGUUAUGGUGGUGCUUCAUCUUAUGUUGGGAGUAAGGGCCACUCCAGUUGGGUUACAGUCUUAGAUACAAUUCUGGGUAAAUUAGUGUUUCUGCAUGUACAAAGAAUGGUGAAAAGCAAAGUGGUGGGUUCUCUCCUUUCAUCUUUCUAAUAGAAAGUUGCCUCCAGUGAGGUUGCAUCUCCAUACCCUGUGUGCAGAAUCUGGGCCCCACAUUACUGCUCAAUAAAAGUUGUUGA